Messenger RNA from Dunckerocampus dactyliophorus (ringed pipefish), 4177 nucleotides. RefSeq names its product Ras association domain family member 8b (gene rassf8b). Lineage: Eukaryota; Metazoa; Chordata; Actinopteri; Syngnathiformes; Syngnathidae. The transcript is spliced from 9 exons. The record is from RefSeq and is a predicted model, not a curated record. Bases 352 to 1650 code for a protein of 432 amino acids. Gene Ontology annotation, biological process: signal transduction.
AUUCGGUUAUGGAGUGGAAUCGAGUGGAACCUGCUGGAAGGAAUUAAUGACGCUCAGCAAAGUUCCGCUGUGGAGCAAAAUGUGCAAUUAUGCCCCCUGGUGGCUGUGGGCGGCAUAGAGCAGUGUGAUUGGACACUUCAAUUAAAACUGCCAGGAUGUCAUUGCUUUGAUGUUUUUUUAUGUUGUCAACAUUACAGUCAUGGAACAGAACAAAGAGGUCACAAACAGGAAGUAGUGCUUGUUUCUAAAGCUAAUGCUAUCAUCCCCUGGCCGAUGUGUGAUCAGCAGGUCAGGCUGGCCGAUGAGACGUUUUAGCGCCUCCUUGUGGUGUGGAGGAAUGAGGGCGUCUGGAUGAAGGCCAUGGAGCUGAAAGUGUGGGUGGACGGCGUGCAGCGCAUCGUGUGCGGCGUCACAGAGUUCACCACGUGCCAGGAGGUGGUCAUCGCGUUGGCACAAGCUAUCGGCCGCACUGGCAGAUACACAUUAAUUGAGAAAUGGCGGGAAACAGAGCGCCACCUGGCCCCCAACGAGAACCCUGUGGUGUCCCUCAACAAGUGGGGCCAGUACGCCAGCGACGUCCAGCUCAUCCUCCAGCGGACCGGCCCGUCUGUAAGCGAGCGGCCCAACUCGGACGGGCUGGCGCGUGCGCCCGAGCGCGCCUUCUACCGCCAGAGCCUGCCACCUUUGGCCAAACUGCGGCCAUCAGCGGCGGACCGCUCACUUAAGCGAAGGGAGCCCAAACGCAAGUCUUUGACCUUCAGUGGAGGAGCGAGAGGUCUGAGGGAGAUAUUUGGGAGAAGCAGAGACACGGAAGCUAAACAGGCCCAGCAGCGUGGCGUGAGCUUGAACCUAACCCGGGUCCUUGGUGGCAGCAGUGGUGGGGCCUCGGUCCCAGGGAGUCCAGCCCGCGAGCUGGGCCGACUGGUGCAGCUCCAGCGAGACAAACUCCAAGUCCUGGAAAGCCGCCUGCUGGGCUGCGAGGCCGAGCUGCGAGACUGGGAGGAGGCCAGUGAGGAUGGAAACCUGGAGGAGGAGCUGCUGCUGUUGGAGCAGCAGGUGAGGAGGAACGACGCCGAGAUGGAGGAGGAGGAAUUCUGGCAGAACGAGCUGAGCAUCGAGCAGGAGAAUGAGCGGCAACUCCGGCAACAGCUGGCCGAGCUGCAGGCCCGCGUACGCGACUGCGAGGGCAAGCUGGCGGAAUACUUGGCGCGCACACAGAGCAUGGAGGCCGCCCUGGAGGAGGAACGCCUGCAGCAGGAGGACGAGCUGAGUCACAUGAUCAAUGAGGAGGAGUUGGAGGCCCAGCUGGGGAAGGUGACUGCAGAGCUGGAUGCGCAGGGCCAACACACAGCUCGCCUGGAGAACGGCUGCAGGGUGUUGGAGCGCUCGCUCGGACAGUCCAGCAAGAAACUACAGGAGAAGGAGCAGGAGCUGGAGCAGCUGACCAAAGAGCUUCGACAGGUCAACCUGCAGCAGUUCAUUCAGCAGACUGGCACCAAGGUCACCGUGCUGCCUGCUCUACCGGCCGGCGACGACAACAACAACUUUGAGAUGGACUGUGGCUCUUUGAGACGUCUCUUACCCAGCGACCUGCGCUCCCUGCAGAGCACCACCACCUCCAGCCUCAACCCUGAAGGCAUCUACGUUUGACCUUCAACUUUCAAAACACUUGGCGAUGGGCGGCGGGUACCUACAAUCGCACGCCCCACAAACUGCCUAAAAAAGAAUUGUAGGACACUCUUUUCUGGGCUGCCUCUUCCACAUUAGGACUCCAAGUGAUGUCAGACACUGCAAGAAUGUUUUUUUUUUUUAAAUUAUCGGAAUGCUAACAACCAUCAAGAGUAGAGAAGAUAUCAGGAUGUCAACAAUGCAUAUGCACGGGCAUGCACACACCACCAUGUUCAUAUUUGAUUGCCUUACGCUGAUGUGUUUAACGCACACAACAAGUCAACUCAAAGUAGCCAGCAAACACAUCAUUUUACGUAGAAAGAGAAUAUAGUCAGGGGAUUUAUUAGCUCAGCUUUGGGCGAUUCCAUUUUGAUUUGCUGUAAAAUUCCUAUGAGAGUAAUGGAGGAAAACGGACUUCUUUAGCUUAGCUCCAUUUUUGCUUUGUAAUGCCCGAAAGCCUUUAAUAUCCCCUUUUUGUUGCAGUCUUAACACUUUCUCCCUCAUUUUGGAGUGAUGGAGGCUUCUUGAGCUGCAGGCUUGAUCGUUAGCCAACGUCACACCCAGGUUGGCCACCAGGUGGUAGCAAAGUCAAGAUAAUUCACACUAAAGUUUUUGCAUUUUUUUCAAACUCUAAAAACACUUGUAGCAGUAGCUCCAAAAGUGCAUCCUAAUGUGUAAGCAGGGACUCUGUAGUGUUUUUAACUAAACAAAAGAUGUCUACUAUGAACCAAAGCUAGUGUGACAAAACAUUCAAGGAGAUAUUAGAUGAAUGUAUUUUUUUACGCACCCGACAAAGCAUCCACUUGAAAACAGCAAGGCUAGAUGUCACCUGCUCUGUGGCCUCUUUAUAACAGCUAAAUGUAUGCAUUUGGAGAGACGCCUGCUUGCUCUCUUCGUUAGAUUUCAACUAAAACACAUCAGAGGAUGAUAUAGUAGUGACUGACUAAAAAACAGCAUGCCUUACUGAGAGGAAACUGUAAAUAACAUUUACAUGUCAUUCAAAUAGACCUCAUCCAUAUGCAAAAAAAAAGGUUUGUUUUGCUUUGGAAGAUGGCAAAAAUGAAACCGGGUGUACAGAUAUCGCCUGUAAUUGAUUUCUGUUGUGCCAUUUUCAAUAAAAAUACAAAAAUGAUCCAUUCCGCUGGUGAUUCUCCUCGGCAGGAAAGGUGGAUUAAAGUUUUGUGGGUCUAGAAAGUAUCGCAACCUUUUUUGUUGACAGGCGAAAGCACCGGUGACCCUCCACGGAUAAAAACAACUUAAUUUUUAAUGUCUUUUUCGGACAAAAAGCAGACACAAUUUCAACUUUGGAGGAGUUGGGAAAGUUUGCCCAUCAGUGCGGUCUAUAGCCGUCAUAUUUCAACUUUAUAGCCGGGUCAAGGGGGGCUCUGAUUACAUCUGUCACCUUUUCACCUUCCCACAAAAAGCUAAUCCUGUCAUACAGCGUCGGCUGACCCCCCCUUUUUCGGAUUAUUAUUGCACUUUUUAGCAGCCCAAUUAAGACUACACGGGGUGGAACCAUAGAUCAGUAUCCGCAUACAGGGGACAGUAUAAGAAUGUGACAGCAUCUCCAUAGAGGGACAUGGAAAACCAUAAGAUCUAUUACCUUUUAUUGCAUCACGAGAUAGAUUGAAUUACUGUGUUUACACUAAGAUGGAUAAUGCUAGUGUGUGUGUGUGUGUGUGUGUGUGUGUGUGUGAGGCCUGGCUGCCAUUAAAUAGCCCCUUGGCCCCUCUCCUGAAUCUGUUUACUCUGCACUGGGCAUGCGAGUAAACAGAUGGGCAUCCAUGAAUUAUGGAAAUGACGACGGCUUUGAUUAACCAGCGCACACUUUUUGUGGGAUAAAAGUAACUUGGGAGCCGCCACGGUGUCACUCACUCACGACAAAACAUGUUUGUGUACGUUAAGUACUCGUUUUCUGAGGGGGAUUUUUGUCUGUAUUGAGUAGACACAAGGUAUUAGCGCACAGAUUAGCGCUCCAAAGCUUGACUUGUUUGAUUCCAUACAUUCUACUCUGUAGGGACGCCGCCAUCUGCUGGAUUUGGCCGGUUACUGCAUCAUUUGGGCCCCAGUGCAAGUGGACUGGAAUGGUGAAAAGUGGCUUAUGUCGGCACCUUUAAUCACAUCGCUGCAUGUUUAGUUCUUAUCUUUGCCUCCUUGCCUCCAUGUACUGGAUUUGGUGGGUUACUGCACUGCUUGAACAUAAUGCAAGUGGACUGCAAACGGAAAAACACUCUAGUGUGUGUCUUUACCUCCUCCUACUGGUUUUGGCAGGUUACUGCAUGAUUUGGCCCCAGUGCAAGUGGACUGGAAUGGUGAAAAGUGACAUGUCCGCACAUUUAAUCACAUGGUUUCAUGUAACUAUGACAAUCACAUGGUUUCAUGUAACUAUGACAAACCGUAAAGACAACCCUCUAGUGCUUGUCUUUGCCUCCGUCUACUGGUCUUGGCUGGUUACUGCAUCAUUUCACCCCAAUGCAAGUGGACUGUAACAGCAAAUACUGACAAUAAA